Messenger RNA from Babesia microti strain RI, 429 nucleotides. RefSeq lists its product as hypothetical. The record is from RefSeq and is a predicted model, not a curated record. The transcript is spliced from 3 exons. NCBI's taxonomy places the organism in Eukaryota, Apicomplexa, Aconoidasida, Piroplasmida, Babesiidae. Bases 1 to 429 code for a protein of 142 amino acids.
AUGGACCUCACCCUUUUACAAGGAAGCAGGGACUAUUCUUCUGAGCCUAGCCAUUCAAGUAAUGAUAUUGAGAGUGAUGAACUUUUAGAAUCGGAACAAAGUACCAGCAAUGAUUCAGAUGCUGAGUUUGUUCUGGAAAAGUGUAACAACGAUUUUAAUAAGAGCUCUAAAUGUAGUAAAAAGAGGCUAAUGAGUCCAGGUAAAACAAUAGUGCGAUCUGUACUUGAAUUUAAGAACUACGAGAAAGCUAAAGAGGCAAAAUUAGAUGUGAAGUAUAACGUAGUAGCAAAAUCUACUGGAAGUCUGAUUGGAGAGAAGGAAAUCGCGGAAUCGUCUUUAGAAAAUGUGGAGAAACACAAUCUAAGCGUGGGCCUGCCGCAGGAGACAUACCAUGUACCCCUUUUUGGUCUCCAAUAUGAUAAUAAAUAG